Podarcis raffonei (Aeolian wall lizard) is the source of this 5152-nucleotide messenger RNA. It is a transcript of the gene EHBP1, whose product is annotated as EH domain binding protein 1. The transcript has 25 exons. Bases 457 to 4179 code for a protein of 1240 amino acids. The record is from RefSeq and is a predicted model, not a curated record. Lineage: Eukaryota; Metazoa; Chordata; Lepidosauria; Squamata; Lacertidae. Gene Ontology annotation, molecular function: protein binding.
UUUCUGCCUGGAGCGAGGCGGGCCAGCAGCUGGCGCGCGGUUGCCAUGGGCAGCCCCAGCCCCGGCCGGGGUGUGUGACAGCCCCACGCAGCCCCCUCGCCUGGCCGGGAGCGAGGGCUGAGGCGGCGGGAAGAAGUCUGACAGCCUGAACCUCAUUUGAGCCCAUGAAGAGGAAUGAUGACUCUAUGAGGAAACUUCCUUGCACUUACAUUUUCUUUUCGUGGUUCAUGAUUGUACCCACUCAACAAUGUGCUGUUCACUAAAAAGAAGAUUUACUCUGGGAAAGGGAUAUCCAGAACAUGCAUCCUGAGCAUCCUUUCAACAUCUUCUGUGUCCAUUGUUUUUAUUAGACUUACAUGUAGCUUGCUUAGCACAAACGAACUAUUAUACCUGCCUUGCUCAACCUGAGACUUUCUACAUCUGUUGGGGCUUUGGCUUUUUUAGCUGCUUAUUAUCAUGGCUUCAGUAUGGAAAAGACUGCAACGUGUUGGAAAACAUGCAUCCAAGUUCCAGUUUGUGGCCUCUUACCAGGAACUAAUGGUUGAGUGCACUAAGAAAUGGCAACCUGAUAAAUUGGUAGUGGUUUGGACAAGAAGAAGUCGAAGGAAAUCUUCUAAGGCGCAUAGCUGGCAGCCAGGAAUAAAAAAUCCAUAUCGUGGUGUUGUUGUGUGGCCUGUUCCUGAAAACAUUGAAAUCACUGUGACACUUUUCAAGGAUCCCCAUGCUGAGGAAUUUGAAGACAAAGAGUGGACAUUUGUCAUAGAAAACGAAUCUCCUUCUGGACGCCGGAAAGCUCUUGCUACCAGCAAUAUUAACAUGAAGCAAUAUGCAAGUCCAAUGCCUACACAGACUGAUGUCAAGUUAAAAUUCAAGCCUCUGUCUACGAAAGUGAUAUCUGCCACCCUUCAGUUCUCUUUAUCAUGUAUUUUCCUGAGGGAAGGGAAAGCAACGGAUGAAGACAUGCAAAGCCUGGCAAGUCUGAUGAGUAUGAAGCAAGCAGAUAUUGGAAAUUUAGAUGAUUUUGAAGAAGAUAAUGAAGAUGAUGAAGAAAACAGGGUGAACCAGGAAGAAAAGGCUGCAAAAAUUACAGAAAUUGUAAACCAGUUGAAUGCUCUGAGCAGCUUAGAUGAAGAUCAAGAUGACUGCGUAAAGCAAGCAAAUAUGCUUUCAGCUAAAUCAGCCAGUUCCUCUGAAGAGCUUAUAAACAAGCUUAAUUUUUUGGAUGAAGAGGAUCAAGACGUGGCCAAUUCGAGAUCAAAUCCAUUUGUAGAUCCUGAUACAACAGAGCUGAAUCCCUUUGGAGACCUUGACAUGGAAGAAACAGAUAUCAAUGUAGCUUCAUCUUCAAAACAAGAAGAAUCCUGCUAUGAUGAUGACGAUGAAUACAACCCUUUCAAGGAUGAGGAGGUUGCAGAGUAUGUGAAUCCUUUUGAUGAGGCAGACCCUGAUAUAGAAAUGCUAGCACCCGUCAAAGACUUUCCUCCUCAACCAGCAAAAAGAAAAAAUAUACGGCCUGUGGACAUGAGCAAAUACCUCUAUGCUGACACAUCAAAAACAGAUGAAGAGGAGUUAGAUGAAUCAAAUCCAUUUUAUGAACCAAAAUCAAGUUCUGUUUUGAAUAGUCAAGUUCCUCCGCUACAAGAAAUGGAAAGGAAGAGAAGAAGAAAAGCUCCUGAACCACCAAUUCUCUCACCAAAGACAGAAGUGGAAACAAGUGAGAACAAGUCAGCUAUUUGUGCACUGAAGGAGCUUUCCUCUUCUCCCAAGCCAAGCCCAAAACCAAGUCCUGUUUUGGGGAGGAAGACAAAUGCUAGUCAGUCACUGCUUGCUUGGUGCAAAGAAGUUACUAAAAACUAUAGGGGAGUGAAAAUCACCAAUUUCACUACAUCCUGGCGAAAUGGAUUAUCCUUUUGUGCAAUAUUACACCACUUUAGGCCUGACCUAAUCGACUACAAGUCUCUGAAUCCUCAAGAUAUUAAAGAGAACAACAAAAAGGCCUAUGAUGGAUUUGCCAGUUUAGGAAUAUCCCGGCUGCUAGAACCUUCUGACAUGGUUUUGUUAGCAAUUCCUGACAAACUGACUGUUAUGACCUAUCUUUAUCAAAUCCGGGCACAUUUCAGUGGGCAAGAGCUAAAUGUGGUUCAGAUCGAAGAGAACAGUAGCAAAAGCACAUACAAAGUGGGCAACUAUGAAACAGACCCAAACAGUUCUGUUGAUCAGGAAAAGUUUUAUGCAGAACUAAAUGACCUGAAACGGGAGCCAGAACUGCAGGAGCCUGAAGGGAGUUUGGCUGACACUGUUUUUCAGGGUGACUCUGUAUUUAUAAAUGAGAGUGGAACUGGCAAGUCAGAAAGUGAGUGUCAGACACCAGACCAGCAUCUAAGCCUAAAUGUGGCUUCCCCUUCCUCUCACAGGACUAAAAGUGACACAGAUCAACAAAAACAACAACAAAGCUUAGGAAGGACUUCUGGACUUGAGGAAACUGUGAAAAGCAGCACAGCACAAGCACAGCCCUUAUUGGGGAGGAGAAAACUACUAAAAGCAGACACGUUGGAUCUGAGUGAUUUGGCACAAGUUAGCGAUCCAAAAAGUGAUGCUUUCCCAGAAACUUUAUGUGAUGAGACUGACAAAAAAGAACAUCAAAAUUCUGACAUUACCAUUAAUUUCUCAGAACUAGAAAAACAUGAACAUCCAGAUGUCAGCGAAAGAAGGAAAUUGGGUUCUGAAUUACAUGUUGAAAAACCAGAAUUGGGAGAUAAACCUGGAUAUUCCCACAGUAGGGAUGCAGAGGUUGAUAAGAAAUGUAAUGCCUCUCAGAGGCAAAUGGAGACUGACUCUGAAUUUGAGACCAAAACAGCUAUAACUCCAACAGAUCUGACUGCAAAAACUGCACAGCAACGAAUGUUAUCAAGACAAGAAGAAUUAAAAGAACGGGCAAGAGUUCUGCUUGAACAAGCAAGAAGAGAUGCAGCCUUGAAGGCAGGAAAUAGGCAGCUCUCCAGUUCCACAAUCUCAGGCCGCUCUAAGCAACCAAAUGAUCAGCAAGAUGAAGAGCGGCGUCGGCAGCUGAGAGAGAGAGCUCGUCAGCUAAUAGCAGAAGCUCGAUCUGGAGUGAAGAUGUCAGAACUUCCUAGCUACAGUGAAAUGGCUGCAGAAAAGUUGAAAGAAAGGUCAAAGGCAUCUGGAGAUGAGGGUGGAAAUGAUAAUAUUGAGGUAGUUACUAAUGAGGAGAUUCCUGAAUGCACUGUUACUGCCGGUGAAGAUCAACAUACUAACCUAGAAAAUGACCUUGAUUCUGAUGCUGAACAGAGCAGCAAGUUGGUGGAUUGGAAGCUGAAGAAGCUCCUGGAAGCUCAGCCACAGGUGGCAAAUUCACUUUCCAGUGCUGCUCAGAAAGCAGUCAUUGAUAGCCCAGAGCAAGAGCUUAAGAAUGAGACAGAAGAACAUCGUGCUGAGCGAUUACAAAAAGCAACAGAAUGUUUUAGAAAUCCUGUUGUGUUCAGCAAGGACUCCACAGUCAGAAAAACUCAGCUUCAGUCAUUCAGUCAAUAUGUUGAAAACAGACCAGAGAUGAAAAGGCAGAGAUCAAUACAGGAAGAUACAAAGAGAGGAAAUGAGGAGAAGGCAGCGAUAACUGAAACUCAGAGGAAGCCAUCAGAAGAUGAAGUGCUUAAUAAAGGGUUCAAAGACACCAGUCAGUAUGUUGUAGGAGAAUUGGCAGCACUAGAGAAUGAGCAAAAGCAAAUUGACACCCGUGCCGCGCUGGUGGAGAAGCGCCUUCGCUAUCUCAUGGACACAGGGAGAAACACUGAGGAAGAAGAAGCUAUGAUGCAAGAAUGGUUCAUGUUGGUCAAUAAGAAGAAUGCCUUAAUAAGGAGGAUGAAUCAACUCUCCCUGCUGGAAAAGGAGCAUGACCUAGAGAGGCGGUACGAACUGUUGAACAGGGAGCUGAGAGCAAUGCUUGCCAUUGAAGACUGGCAAAAGACCGAAGCCCAGAAGAGGAGAGAGCAGCUUUUGCUCGAUGAGCUUGUUAUUCUUGUGAAUAAACGUGAUGCACUGGUCAGAGAUUUAGAUGCUCAAGAAAAACAGGCCGAAGAGGAAGAUGAGCAUUUGGAAAGGACCCUAGAGCAAAACAAAGGAAAGAUGGCCAAGAAAGAAGAGAAAUGUGUCCUUCAGUGACUAGCUUUCAUGGGGCAAGAUACUGUUAUGUUUUAUAGCUUAACCCUUCUUACAUUUUGGAAAUACUGACACAAGACUAAAAAGACAAAAUCUCAAAUAAUAAACUUCAGAAAAUGUUUAAACCUUCCAUUUGACUAGACCAGCUUUACCCCAAAUUGUUUUCUUAUUCCCUCACCCCACAUGUUCCGAUUCAAGCAAUAUUCCUUCAAAAUCACCUUUCUCCCUGAUUUACUUGCAGACUUAGACAAAAAUUUUACAUGUUUUUAAAUAAGUCUGCAUUCAAAUGUUGUGGCAACACCUGGGUUGUUUAAGAAGGGGAGAAACCCUGGCUUUUUAAUCUUUAGUUGAAAUAGCUUUCAAAUACAUUCUUUUAUGUAAUAAUACUGCAGAGGGAGAGAAGACAAAAAUAAUUUUGAAUGAUUUCAUCCAGUCCUGUUGUGUGUAAUACUUAAUAUGCUACCUAAAAUUGUUUAGAUAGAUUAUACUCAGACCAUUUAUUACGAUGCGCUAUAUUUACCAAUGUUUAUUUCAGCAGCAGUUUCACAUUUUUAUUUUAAUUAUAAAUUUAAGACUUUUUGAUGUGCUCAGAGAGAAGGUUUUUUAACCUAUAUCUUUCAAAAGCCUUGUGAUCUUAAUAAGUGAUUGUAAUGAUGAGACCGACUGAAGUGUGAUCAGUUUACAAAAAAAAUCAUCUUUAGAGGCAAUUCCAUUUUUAUUAAUUAUUUAUUUACCUCUUAGUUUAAGCUCCCUUCUCUUCAUUUUGUUCAACCUCUGCAUUCUGGCUCCACAAUGCUGUUAAUAUUUAUUGUGUAUCCAUCGGGGGCCUGUCUUGCCAUUAUCUGCAAAAUCCCCUUGCAAGUUAAUAUAUCCUUCACUAGCAUCCCACUCAUUUUUGUGGAAACUGUUACAUUUAUUUAUUACAAUACUGAGUUAUGUAUAAAUUUUCAAUAAAGCUGGAUCUUUCUUACCAUAA